This is a messenger RNA of Myotis myotis, 378 nucleotides long. Its product is annotated as low molecular weight phosphotyrosine protein phosphatase-like. Gene Ontology annotation, cellular component: cytoplasm. The record is from RefSeq and is a predicted model, not a curated record. Bases 1 to 378 code for a protein of 125 amino acids. The transcript has a single exon. Gene Ontology annotation, molecular function: acid phosphatase activity; non-membrane spanning protein tyrosine phosphatase activity. Lineage: Eukaryota; Metazoa; Chordata; Mammalia; Chiroptera; Vespertilionidae. Gene Ontology annotation, biological process: protein dephosphorylation.
AUGUGUCUAGGUAACCCAUCACCCAUUGCUGAGGCAGUUUUCAGAAAACUUGUAACUGAUGAAAACGUUUCAGAUAAGUGGAGGAUAGACAGUGCAGCCACCUCCACGUGCGAAGUAGGAAACCCCCCUGAUUAUCGAGGGCAGAAUCGCAGGAAGGAGCAUGGUGUUGCCGUGAAUCAUGUUGCCCAGCAGGUUCCUGAAGAAGACUUGGUCACAUUCGAUUGUAUGCUGUGUAUGGAUGAGAGCAGUCGGAGAGACUGGACUAGAAAAGGUCAUCCAGUCAAUCACAGCAGAGCUACAGCUGAACUGCUUGGGAGCUACGACCCUCGGAAACAGCUCAUUGUUGAAGACCCUAUUACGGGAAUGAGUCCGACUUAG